CCGCCUUCUUGGCUAGCAGACGCCCGAGCGACAUGCGACGUCGGCGACGGCGACGAGCAGAAACACAGAACAGAACCACGAAAACAUAACCCUUUGCUUUUAAUCGUGAAUAAUUUAUUUUAAUUUCUUUCGUCAUGGACAAGCCCAGACCCUGUGGUUGUAAAGGAAAGCGAACCUGUUUAUCUUGUGAAGGAGAAUAUGGUCUUCAGCAUGAUGACAUUAGCGACAUUCAGGACCGUGUUUCUUGGGUGAAUACAUGUGUACCUCCGUUUCCAUCCCGUCGUCAGUCAUACCAGUCUUGCCAUGAUAAAAGUCCUGAAGAGCGCAUCAGUUAUUGCACUGGUCCUCUGGAAACUCGGGCUGAAUUUGACUUCUCUGAUGACAGCUACUCAGAAAAUAAUUCUGAUUCAAGAAAUAAUUCUUUAUGUGGUAGGGCUGAUACAGCCUCCUACAGAAGCUCUCCCAGAAAUAAUAACUCCCCUUUUAAUAUGAGAAAAGACAUUGAGCAGAGUCACAUGAAACAGAGAGACCACUUCCCCAAGAAAGUAAGUUCUCAUUUUGGGAGUGAAUUAGAAGCUGAAGUUGAUUGUCCGAGGGAUUUUCUUUCAACAUCAAGCCAGCCCCAGCCAUCCAGAUAUCAUCUAAGACAGCCCAACAAACAUGAAACUAUGUCUAGUCGACAUAGGAAAUCAUUUACCAAAUCUCAUAUUGACGCAUUGAGUGAUAAAACUGAUGCUUCAGAAGUAGAGACAAACUUCAUUCAAAAGUUGCACAGAAGUCAUAGACCCAAAACUGCCACUGGUCUUCAAACAGCUACAGCCCCUCACCCCAAGAGAAAUAUUGAAAGGGUUGGUCUUCACGUUUCUAUUAAUGACUGCGUCUGUAUUGCUUCAAGUGCAGAUUUAGGGACAGCUACUGAUUCAAAAACCAACCUUACAAACAAAAAUAAGAGGCAUGUCUUUACCUGGGCCAGUAGGACACCAGCUGAGAUAAAUGAGUCAACUCCACAACCUCCUCCUCUGCACCAAGAAUCUGGAUCAGGAACACAGGUUGACACUCUCUCCUCAACACCUCAACCCCCAGGAUGUAACUGUAUUUGCCAACCACAAUCACAACCACAGUCUGCUGCUGAUUACUAUCACAUGAUGCAAGGCCGCCAGGAUGAGUUUGGAGGCAGAGAUGGUCAGCAAGGGCCAGAUGCGAGAGGAGGAAGGGAUGGUGUAGGAGGUGCCGGUGCACCAGGAUAUGGACCAGGUGGUGUAGGUGCUGGCGGCUAUGGUGCAGGAGGCGUUGGUGGGGCAGGCUAUGGUGUUGGAGGUGUUGGUGCUGGUGGCUAUAGUGCAGCAGGCUACGGCACAGGGGCCUAUGGUACUGGAGGGUACGGCCCCGGAGGCUAUGGCACUGGAGGCUAUGGUGCUGGAGGCUACGGUGCUGGAGCUUAUGGCCCGGGAGGCUAUGAUACUGCAGCUUAUGGUUCUGGAGCUUACGGUGCUGGAGGCUACCAUGCCGGGGCAACUGGGACUGGUAGCAACGUGCUUGGAGAAAAUAUGGCUGGUUCAAGCAAAGACAAGAAGGAUGGAGUGUAUUCAAGUAGAUCUCGUAAAAGACGAAAAGGAUCCCUCAGGGAUUGGCAAGACCCUCAUAAAUUGUACCCAGACCCUUUGGCAUGGGGUGGAGAGCGCCCUUUCAGAUGGGAAGAUAACUUACGAACAACUGAAACAAAUGCUCUGAUUGCGGUCCAUCCCCAAAGGUGGAUGCCUGUUGGAAAGCAACAAUACAGCCACAACCAGGGUUACCCCUCAUGGCCAGAUGCUAUUACAAAUAUGUUAAUGCCAUGGUCAAGUCCUAUGUGUUAUGACUUCCCUCAGUCUCGUCAGACUAUGACUUGUUGUCCUGGUAGCCAGUUUGACUCCACACCUGCAUGUUGUCCUGUUCCCCUUAGAAACUGUUAUUGUGACAAUAAUGGUGUUAAUGAUUCCUCCCAUCCUCGACAAACAUGUGCAUGCUGAAGUUUUUCUUUUUAACUUACAAAUUAAUCUCUAAACU
Molecule: messenger RNA, 2046 nt
Organism: Frankliniella occidentalis (western flower thrips)
Lineage: Eukaryota; Metazoa; Arthropoda; Insecta; Thysanoptera; Thripidae
Product: alpha-ketoglutarate-dependent dioxygenase alkB homolog 4
Exons: 2
Coding region: 135-2009 (624 amino acids)
Biological process (GO): oxidative demethylation
Molecular function (GO): demethylase activity; oxidoreductase activity
Source: RefSeq, a predicted model, not a curated record